Molecule: messenger RNA, 601 nt
Organism: Juglans regia (Persian walnut)
Lineage: Eukaryota; Viridiplantae; Streptophyta; Magnoliopsida; Fagales; Juglandaceae
Product: 50S ribosomal protein L30-like
Exons: 3
Coding region: 148-462 (104 amino acids)
Biological process (GO): translation
Cellular component (GO): large ribosomal subunit; mitochondrion
Molecular function (GO): structural constituent of ribosome
Source: RefSeq, a predicted model, not a curated record
UGGGUUCCGCAACGCCCCUCUCCCCUCUUCCCCGCGCGGCUCUCUCUUCCCGUCUCUCGUCUCGGUCUCUCAGUCACCGUCUCUCUCUUUUCUCUCAACUCAGUGGCCGUCGCCGUAGCCGUCAAUUCCAUCAUCUUAAGUGAAGACAUGAAUGCAUUCAAGGCUUACAAGGCCUGCGUCCCAAUUGCAUGGAGCCCUAACCUGUAUAUAAGUUUGGUGAGGGGCAUUCCAGGGACCAGGAGACUUCACAGGCGCACUUUAGAGGCAUUGCGUCUGCGCAAGUGCAACCGAACCGUCAUGCGAUGGAAUACUCCUACUGUCAGGGGAAUGCUCCAACAGGUCAAGAGAUUGGUAGCGAUAGAGACGGAAGAGAUGUAUAAGGCUCGCAGGCAAAAGGAUGCAAACCACUGCGCUUUACGUCCCCCCUUGGUCAUAAGUCACUUACCUGCUCCUGCUAAAUGAUUCUUUUCAAGAGCAUAUUCACUUGUUCUGAGAUCAGCUUUAAGCUACUUAUAUCUGGUUUGUUGUUUAAGGAACAUUUUUCCAGAUAUGUAUUCUCUUGCCAAUUUAGUAAGCUUGAAGCUUUUCAUAGUUUGCAUAA